Molecule: messenger RNA, 329 nt
Organism: Medioppia subpectinata
Lineage: Eukaryota; Metazoa; Arthropoda; Arachnida; Sarcoptiformes; Oppiidae
Source: the annotation of a GenBank genome assembly
UCAACACUUGGGGCGACACAUAUGGCGCCGAUUGUUGAGCACUGGUUUGGGCGCCAAAUGUGAUGACCCGGCGCUCACUCUCUCACCCCUCGGAUCGACCAAUCAUUGGAUUGACUCUUGCAAUGGAGACCUCCUUCGAAGCCGACAUCGAUUUGGACGAAGAGUCGGAUCACUCGACGCAUUCAGUCCACGACUGUGAUCUCCACAAUGAUUACGACAAUCAAAAGCUCUUCAACUUCUUUGAGUCAUAUCUCAACAAAUCGGACAAAACGGACGCCGAAGAAGAGCCCGAUCUGGCGCUCAACGACCACUUCUCUCAGUUUAUGGCC